AAGACACUUGUCUUGAUGAGAGCCAGAACACAGACGAUCUGAAGCAGCGUCACACUCUUCUGCUGGGAUUGAGUUCUUCUGAAGCUGGACUUUAGAGAAAUGAUGCUCAUCUUUGGACUGAUGCUGCUGCUGCUGCAGACUGCUGCAUGUCUGGAGUUAAACUGCAGUUUUGAUCAGUCUGAUCCCUGUUACACAGCUCUGGGACACAAACUCAAUCUGCUGAUGGUCCUGGACACUAGUGAUUAUGACCUGAAGUUAAUAAAGAGAAUAAACAACAACACAGCAGAUGAUCCAGUUUGUAGAGUGAAGAAUGGCAGGAUGAAGAAAUGUGAUCUUUAUAAUAACAGACCUGAAGUGACAGUCAUUAAUGGGACUGUGAUAAUAAACUGUGUGAUCAGAGCAGAUUCAGGGAAUUACAGAUUAACACUCUCUGACUCAGGCGGCUCAGAAACAUCUAGAGAUCUUCAAGUGAUUGUUGAAGCUCCUAUUGGCUCAGUGGAAGUGUCAUUCAACUGCUCCUCCAGUGGGGUGAUGAGGGUGUCCUGCUCCUCUGAGGGGGAUCAGCUCCUCUACAGCUGGACUCUGAAUGGAGAUCCACUGGUGGAUGGAAACAGCAGCAUUGAUCUGGAUGAGGGAACUGAUGGAGACAUCAGCUGCAGCGUGAAGAACCACGUCAGUCACGCACAGAACACCAUUAGACUCAAACCCUGUCCUGGGCCAAAGACUGCAGCUGUGACUUCUAGUUUGACCUCUAGUGUGACCUCUAAUGUGACCUCUGCAGUAACCAACAGCUCACAGGCAUCAGAAAAUGUUUUGCUCUAUAUGAUUGCUUUUGGCUGCGUUGCUCUGAUCCCAAUUCUGCUGUUCAUCAUCAUAUGUUACGUUUACAAGAAAAAACAUCUGAAGUCAACACCAGCCGCUGCUGGAGAUACGGAGCUCAUAUACGCUAAUAUACCUAAGAGAAAGGAUGAAAAGAAGACAACAGAAUCGCUGCCAGCUGCUGAAGAGGAAUACGCCACAGUCCGACCGCAGACAAAGAGGAAGAAGAAGAAGGUGGAGGAAGAGGAGAUCCAGAACGGCGAGGUGACGUUCACUCCGAACCACUCAGUCGCUCCAAAGCAGCAUCAGGAGGAGUGUGUUUAUGCGCAGGCACAAAGACGCUAGUCUCACAAUAACAAGAUCGCACUUUACCUGGACCACCAAGUGCUUUUUUCACUUAUGUUCAAUAACUCAAUGAUCACGAAAACAGCAGAUUUUGAAUCAAUAAAACAUUUCAAAGCAGCUGAAGUUCAAAAGUCACAGAGAACCUGAGCUUGCUAGACUGAGUUCUAGAGGAUAGUGAAGAGAGUAUAACAGUGAUAUGAGAGAGUUAAAACGAGGGGUUAAAACAGUUCAAAUAUCUGCAUUCUUCUGUCUGGAGUGAGUUGAAGCAGUCACGUGUUUUUAACGUUUACAGCAGGGUCAGAAAUUAACAGGGGAUUGCGCUGGUGAAUUUCCUCAUCAUAAACAACACUGUGCAGAAAUGAUGUACAUUAAAGAUUCAUUUUGUGGCUUUGGUGAAAUAACGGGAGUUUUGUGUCUGGGUUUCCCCAGAACCUAGACACAAAACACAAAAAAGUUUAAUGUUUUCAUUAUUCAGCAUUAAUAAUCAUUAUUACAAUACCAAGAGCAAUGAUAUAUUUAAAAUGUUGUCAUAAUAUUGCAGCCAUAUUGGCUCCUGUUUUUAAACGUGUAAUUUAGAUACAAGUUUAAACAUUCAACUGUUAUUGGCAACAGUUUCAAGUAUUUUAGUUGAUUGAAGUAAUUGGUUAAAUUAAAGCAUUUAUCAUUGAAGGCAACACAGAUACAAUUAUUAAGGUGGUGACAAAAAUUGACCUCAUAAAUGUUUUCCUAAAUGGAAAAGUUAAUUUCUGACCUGGUUUACUGGUACUUCUGUUUACAGAUAAAUAUCGCAUUAAUAAUGUCUUCAAUUUCAUUCCUCAAAUACUGGAAAAGAUCUGAGAAAGGCCUGAUAAUGUCUAAGGGUUUGCACACAUAAUUGCUUAAAGUACUGUAGUGUUGGUUAUAAAUUGUAUUUGUUUCUACUAGCCAAACAGUUUAGGGUUCAAUUUCCAGAUAAAAAAAAGGGCGAAAAAUAUAAAUGCAUUCAAAACAGUUAAAUCUUUAUUGCUUUUAAUGAAAAUUAGUGUUAUUUUUUUUUUUUUAUAAUAAUUAAUUU
Molecule: messenger RNA, 2218 nt
Organism: Cyprinus carpio (common carp)
Lineage: Eukaryota; Metazoa; Chordata; Actinopteri; Cypriniformes; Cyprinidae
Exons: 7
Coding region: 100-1164 (354 amino acids)
Source: RefSeq, a predicted model, not a curated record